This is a messenger RNA of Coturnix japonica (Japanese quail), 1156 nucleotides long. NCBI's taxonomy places the organism in Eukaryota, Metazoa, Chordata, Aves, Galliformes, Phasianidae. The record is from RefSeq and is a predicted model, not a curated record.
UCCGUGGGUCGCAUUACAGUCCCAUCCUCAGGGACCACAUCUGUAAGGACAUGAGCGCCCUGGUGGCCGCCCGGAUGCGUCACAUCCCGUUGGCUCCCGGCUCCGACUGGCGCGACCUGCCCAACAUGGAGGUUCUGCUGGCGGACGGAACCAGAACCAGGAAACUCAGAUACACCCACCACGACAGGAAGAACGGACGGAGCUCAACGGGGGCGAUGAGGGGGGUCUGCUCAUGUGCUGAGGGGAAGCCGUGUGACCCCGCAGACCGCCAGUUCAACACGCUGAUCCCGUGGUGUCUGCCCCACACCGGGAACCGCCACAACCAUUGGGCCGGGCUCUACGGGCGCCUGGAAUGGGACGGGUUCUUCAGCACCACCGUCACCAACCCCGAGCCCAUGGGGAAGCAGGGCCGCGUCCUUCACCCCGAACAACACCGCGUCGUCAGCGUCCGUGAAUGCGCCCGUUCCCAGGGCUUCCCCGACACCUACCGCCUCUUUGGGAACAUCCUGGACAAACACAGACAGGUGGGGAACGCGGUGCCGCCGCCCCUGGCCAAAGCUAUAGGGCUGGAGAUCAGAGCCUGCGUCAGGGCCAGGAUGAGGGAGGAGAGCGGAGCGGCUGGAGCCCCCCCAGGCCCAGAGAAGAUGGAGACGACAACAUCCGCGGCCUACUGAGGCCUACUGCGGCCUACUGAGGCCUACUGAGGCCUACCGAGGCCUACUGAGGCCUACUGCGGCCUACUGAGGCCUGUUGAAGCCUAUUGAGGCCUAAUGAAGCCUAUUGAGGCCUGAGGCCUACUGCGGCCUACUGAGGCCUACAAGGCCGCCCCACAGACACAUGCACUGAUUUACUUCAACCCCCCCCAUUCCCCCCCCGAAGAAAAACAAAAACCACCCGAUUUUAUUUGAAUUUCGCAUUUUCUUUCCCCUUUUUUCUGCUUUUUUUUGCGUUUUUUUGGGUUAUUUUUUACAUCAUUCUCUAUUCUUCUCCCCCCCCCUUAUCCGCCAUUAAACCCCCCGCUCUUUCCAUCACUUUAACCUGUUUUUAUGCCUAUCGAAGAGAACCGGCCGCUUUGUACAAGUGGGAAUUGAUACUUUAUGUAGUUUUUUAUAUGUUGUAAUAUUUCUUCAAAUAAAUCUCUCCUAUAAAUUAUAAA